Rhincodon typus (whale shark) is the source of this 3075-nucleotide messenger RNA. RefSeq names its product coiled-coil and C2 domain-containing protein 1A-like. The transcript has 24 exons. Gene Ontology annotation, biological process: regulation of transcription by RNA polymerase II. Gene Ontology annotation, molecular function: DNA-binding transcription repressor activity, RNA polymerase II-specific; RNA polymerase II cis-regulatory region sequence-specific DNA binding. Bases 345 to 3059 code for a protein of 904 amino acids. NCBI's taxonomy places the organism in Eukaryota, Metazoa, Chordata, Chondrichthyes, Orectolobiformes, Rhincodontidae. The record is from RefSeq and is a predicted model, not a curated record. Gene Ontology annotation, cellular component: nucleus.
CCGCGGGCACUUGCCCUCGGAGUCUGCGCGACAGUGCGGGCAGAGCCGUCGGAUUGUUAUUGAACGCUGAGGUGUAAAGCCGUCGGAGGGGGGGAGUGAAAGCGGCUAAAACUCCGAGUUAGUGACUGGGGCUUUAAAAGAAGUAACAACUCCCCGUCUCCAUGGAGUGUUUGGAAGUGGGCGAUUGUUAAUCGGGCCGGAGCCGUGAUGCCCUUUGAUCCAGGCCCUGGUUUAAAUAAACGGCCGGAUAAGGAUUUGAUUUCUUCGCCCUCUCCGUGAAUCAUGAGGCUCUGAGGGAGGCGAGAGGCCCCACCACCCACCAUCCCUCCCUCCUUCCCUACAAAAUGCACAGGAAUAAGAGACCUGCCGAGCCCAAGGGCCGGGGAGCGGCGAAAGCCCGACAGCUUGGGUUGCUAGUAGACUUCUCACCAGACGACAGUAUGAUGAUGGAUAUGAACGGUGACGAGAGCGAUUCUGACUUGGAAGCAGAACUGGCAGAGAUUACGGGAGAAAAACCAGCUAGCAGAGGAAAACCAAAAGGAAAAGUCCCACUCCCAAUGGAAGAUAUUGAAAGAAUGGCUGCUCUGUGCAUGAAGGACCUUGAUGAAGAAGCUGAUGAUGAUGUGGAUGAUGAUGCAGACUUGAUGGCUGAACUGAAUGAGGUGCUUGAGGAUGAUAGACAGAAUAAGAAUGUGCCGUCCCCCGUGGAAAGUAAGCUCACUUCUGACUCUAUUCCACAGUCCAUUCCGACGCCUGCAGUUACUGGUGGACUGGAAGGCACUCUGGUAGAGAGGAUUGACAUGUACAGAUCUGCGAUCGACAAUGCCAAACAGUCUGGGGAGAGUUCCAAGAUUCGGAGAUAUGAACGUGGCCUUAAGACUUUACAGUCCAUGCUUACAUCGGUGAAGAAGGGAAAGCAGAUUAAUGAAGAGGACAUUCCACCCCCCGUGGCUUCUGGGAAAAGUAGUAAUGCCACAAAAACCCAGCUUGUCCCCGGGACAUCAGCACCGCUAACAGAAGACCGAUCUGUCUUGAUUGACUUGACUGUGCCCAGCGUACAUCCAGUGCCAGCAGCACGGCCUGCACCCCCUCCUUUACUACCCAAACCAAAGAUGUCCGUAUCUGAGGUUGCACCACCUCCUUCAGUCAAAAGACCAAACAUGCAUGCGGAAGUGCCAGUGCCUGCCAAAAUGGAGGCAGCUGCCCCAGUGUCAGAUAACAGAGCAGUAUCGUUGAAUUCCAGUAUGAAAGAAACAGCAAUGAGCAGACAACGAGAGUACAAAUUGGCAGCACUUCAAGCCAAACGCAGUGGAGACACUGAGCUUGCAACAAAGUUAUACCGAAUAAGUAAGAAAUUUGACCCUAUUCUUGAAGCACUGGAUAGAGGAGAGACUGUGGAAUUGAGUGGCCUACCACCCCCUUUUGAUCGUCUACCAAAGGACCAAGUGUCAAUCCCUCCUCCUCCGUCAUCUGCUCCCUCAGUCCCAACGACGGCUUCUUCACAGCCAUUGACUUCUUCAUCAGCUAUUCCACCUCCCCCUAAAGAUCUCCUGGAGGCCCUUCAACAGAGAAUGGACAAGUACAAGUCUGCUGCUGCACAGGCCAAGAAUACACAGAAUGACCGGAAAGCAAGGAUGCAUGAACGCAUAGUCAAGCAAUACCAGGACGCCAUACGAGCAUAUAAAGGAGGAAAGAAUGUUAACCUGAGUGAACUCCCCGUGCCACCAGUGAAUUGUUUUCAUUCGUCAAUCCAUGCCCCAUCCCCACAAGGUUUCCCACCACUUCAGGGAGCAGAGAGCGGUGCACAGGAUCAAAGUAUUGUGGGAGUGCUGGAGAGUGCAAUGAAGUUAGCCAAUCAGCAAGUGAACGAUGAUGAUAAUGAGGAUGAUGAGCCAUUACAGCAGGCACCUGCUCAGAGAGCUGCACCACAAGCGCGGCCCAGGACUUCAGCCUCAGGAGCUCCACCAGCAGUCCCCACUAACACUGGGAAUCCAGCAAAAAAACAGAUGUCCAGCAAAGCUCAACAGCAGUUGGAAUUCUUGCAGAACAGGAAGAAACAAUUCAUGCAGGCAGCACUCCGUACAAAGCAGAAGAAUGAUAUUGAAGGAGCAAAACUAUAUCUUCGGCAGGCAAAAGGCUUGGACCCCAUGAUUGAGGCAGCCAAGGGUGGGCUACCUGUAGAUAUUACCAAGGUGCCUGCGCCCCCGGAAAAUGAGGAGGACUUUGUGCUAGUGCAGAAUCGAGGAGUACACGUACCCCAGAAAACUGCACAGCAAUACCAUCAGCUAAUGGAGGUGUUGAAACAGCAAUAUGAGACAUGUAUGGAGUACUCCAAGCAAUACACACAUCUUGGAAGCGUGUCAGAGACCACCAAAUUUGAGAAAAUGGCGGAGGAUUGCAAAAAGAACAUCGAGAUUCUGAAGCAGGCACAUGCCCAAGGCUGUCCUCUACCUAAGUAUCAUUAUGAGGAGAGAACCUUUCAAGUAGUACAGAUUUUUCCCCAUCUCUCAAACAGUGACAUGGUCCUUCACAUUGUCAAAGGAAUCAACCUGCCUGCUCCUUCAGGUAUUGCACCGAAUGAUCUUGAUGCCUUUGUCAAGUUUGAAUUUGCCUUCCCAAACUCGGAAGAGGCACAGAAAGAUAAAACCAAUGUGAUUAAAAACACGAAUUGUCCAGAAUUUAAAGAGCACUUUAAGCUGAACAUCAACCGAGGACAUCGCGCAUUCAAACGAGUGGUACAGACCAAAGGAAUUAAGUUUGAAAUACUCCAUAAAGGAGGUAUUUUCAAGAAUGACAAAGUUGUGGGAACAGCUCAGCUUAAACUGGAAAAAUUGGAGUCACAGUGUGAGAUUCGAGAAAUCCUGGAGGUGUUGGAUGGCAGGAAGACGACAGGAGGUCGGCUGGAGGUGAUUGUCAAAAUCCGAGAACCCCUGAGCUCCCAGCAACUCGUGAAAGUGACUGAGAAGUGGCUCGUUAUUGAUCCCCAGAGCUUGCCAGUGAUUGCAGUUCCAAAGUCAAAGGAACAACGAGAACCUCUGCAGGUGGGGUCUGGGAGGUAGGUUCAGAUCCAAGUUG